Molecule: messenger RNA, 7404 nt
Organism: Rubroshorea leprosula
Lineage: Eukaryota; Viridiplantae; Streptophyta; Magnoliopsida; Malvales; Dipterocarpaceae
Source: the annotation of a GenBank genome assembly
CGAAAAUUCUCUCGUCUCUCCGUAAUCUCUCAAUUUCUUCCUCUUGUUACCCUAGCUCUUCAGAGACUUCAAUUAUUUCAUUUCUCUUCUUCCCCUCCGAACACCUCGUCUGCAAUCCCGACGGGGAGGAAGUAGGGUGCAACGCACUUUGGUACCGAAGUUCAAUCACCUAGUGGAGAGAUCCGUACAAUAAAUCCAUUUAUGUACGGUGGAGCUCUCUUACUUGACAACUUGUAGUUUUGCCUUGUUGUGGAUUGAGUAGUGGUGGAUAUGGUGAAAUGAUAGAUGAGAAUUUGAUAAGUACUGGUUUUAAUUUGUAAUGUUUUUGUUACAAGCUUUCUGGGGGGAAUUUGGGGAAAGUGCAAUAUGUCUGAAUAUGCUCAGCUUGUGUUUGAUGAAAUGCGUGAAAGAGACUUGGCAAACAGAUGAGUUGCAAUUGGCUGGAGUUAGUCCGUGAGGGAAGAGAAUGAGCCUCCAGGCCCUCCACUCCUCCUUUUUUGGGGUUCCACUUCAGAGCUCUUUGAAGUGUAGAAGCAAUGUAAGUUACUUUUAUUUGGAUAGAGGACAUCUCAGUAGAAGGGUCACACGUAAACGUAUAUGUGUAGAGAAGAAAAAUGAUUGGAUAGCUCAAGCGAUUAAAUUUUCACAUUUUUGUGGGAAAAAUGUUGAGUUAUUUAGGAAGAGUAUUGGGUUGAGAAGUGGGUUUGUGGUUAAUUCUGUGAAAGAACCUUUUGCAAAAAGCAAGGCUCUGGUGAUGUCUCUGUCUCCUUUGUGGAAAGAGGGGUUACUGUUGGUUAGAUGUUGUGUUUUUACAGCUGUGAUAUCUGGUGUGUGCUUAUUGGUGUGGUAUGCACAGAAAAAAACCAAAGAUUUUAUUGAAGCUAAGCUUUUGCCUUCAGUUUGUUCAGUACUCAGUGAAUACCUACAGCGUGAGGUUGACUUUGGUAAGGUUAGAAGAGUUUCACCAUUGAGUAUCACAUUAGAAUCAUGCUCGAUUGGGCCUCAUAGUGAAGAAUUUUCUUGUGGUGAGGUCCCAUCAAUGAAAAUUCGUGUUCUGCCCUUUGCAAGUCUGAGGAGGGGGAAGAUUGUAAUUGAUGCAGUUUUGUCUCAUCCAAGUGUCUUGGUUGCGCAGAAAAAAGAUUAUACUUGGUUAGGGAUACCCUACUCAGAAGUUAGUCUCCAAAGGCACUUAUCAACUGAAGAAGGGAUUGAUUACCGUACAAAAAGCAGGAGGCUUGCCCGAGAGGAAGCUGCCACUUGUUGGGACAGAGAUAGGGAUAAUGAUGCUAGGAAAGCAGCUGAGGUUGGUUAUUUUGUUUCUGAAAGAAGUUCUGGUAGAUCUGAAGACGAUAUAUUGAUGGGGACAUGGUCUUUAGGUGAUUCAACAAACUCAAAAUCCUUUUCAUGCAUGGAUGAGGACAUGCAUUUGAGAGAUCAUCAUUGCAUGGACACAGGUGUUGAUUAUGAUAUGAAGCAUGCGGAUUUGGAGAAAUCAUUUGGUGUAAAAGUUCCAGGUUCUGGGCUUAAAUUUUGGUCAAAAGUGAUAAAAGGGCCUAGAAAGAACAAAUUUAAGAAGAAGUACAAUAUAAGUGAUACCUCUGCGGCUGGUGUUACUGCCAAAAGAAGAAUCCUUGAGCGUAGUGCUUCAUCAGCGCUUGCCUAUUUCCAGUUUCUAUCUCGAGAGGAGUCUGGUGAGUCUUCUGAGUCAUCUGGAAGUUAUGAUGUAUUUAACACCCUCUUCAAGAAAAGUGAAGUUGAUUCUACCUACACUUCUAUUGACACUAAGGGCAGUAAAGAACAUUUUCUCAGUGAUAUCCAGAAUGAAAAACAUAAUGAAGAGAGAAAAAUCCAGUCCAUCCCCACGAAGCCUGGUGUUAAUGACAAUUUAAGGAAUUUAAAUUUUGUUAGUGACCCCUUUCUUAUGACUAUUGCAAGACUUAGUAGAGUUACAAAUGUUGGCGAAAAUUUUCCAUUUGUUGGAAAUGUUGGAGAAGCUUCUAUGAUCAAGUCUAAUGUUGAAGGUGUGGAAUCUGUUGUUGAUGAUGUAAAUGGAAUUGGGGAUGAAAAUUUAUCUGAGGGUGAAAUAAGUCAUGUGUCUGAAUUUUUGACAUCAACAAAGUCUGAGCCUACUCCUCCUGCAGCAUACCAUUCAGAUAUGGUUUGGCACUUGAAUUUAAAAUCUGGCUUGCUUUCUAUUUCUGAAAAUGUGAGGAAACUAUUUCCUAACUUUUUAGCUGUUCCCCUUCAAAAACUGAAUUCUGGUGUGGGACCAAAGGUGGAAGAUAUUGUUGCAGAACUAGUUGAUGGUGUCGAAGUUGUGCAGACGGAGGGAAUUGAGAAGAUGCUUCCAGUUACAGUGGAUUCUGUCCAUUUCAAGGGUGGGACACUGAUGCUGCUUGCAUUUGGUGACAGGGAGGCUCGUGAGAUGGAGAAUGCCAAUGGAUAUGUGAAAUUCCAAAACCAUUAUGGACGUGUGCAUGUACAACUCAGUGGAAACUGUAAUACGUGGAGAUCAGAUACGUCUGAAGAUGGUGGCUGGUUGUCUACUGAUGUUUUUGUCGACACUUUAGAGCAGAAUUGGCAUGCAAAUUUAAAAAUUUCCAACCUCUUUGUCCCGCUUUUUGAAAGGAUCUUAGAAAUUCCAAUAGCAUGGUCAAAAGGGAGAGCCAGCGGUGAGGUUCACUUGUGCAUGUCAAGAGGGGAGACAUUUCCUAAUCUUCAUGGACAGCUUGAUGUGACAGGGUUGGCAUUUCAAAUAUAUGAUUCACCAUCAAGUUUUUCAGAAAUUUCAGUGAGUUUAUGUUUUCGAGGUCAGCGAAUAUUUCUGCACAAUGCAAGCGGCUGGUACGGCAGUGUUCCCUUAGAAGCUUCUGGAGAUUUUGGCAUUCAUCCCGAGGAAGGGGAGUUCCAUCUCAUGUGCCAGGUUCCCUGUGUAGAAGUAAAUUCUCUGAUGAAAACUUUCAAGAUGAAGCCCUUGUUAUUCCCGUUGGCUGGUUUUGUGACUGCAGUGUUCAACUGUCAAGGGCCCCUGGAUGCUCCUAUAUUUGUGGGGAGUGGGAUGGUUUCUAGAAAGAUAUCUUAUGCUGUUUCUGAUGUCCCUGCAUCCUCUGCCUCAGAGGCAAUGUUGAAAAACAAAGAGGCUGGUGCAGUUGCAGCAUUUGAUCGCAUUCCAUUUUCCUACCUAUCUGCUAAUUUUACCUUUAACACUGAUAAUUGUGUUGCUGAUUUGUAUGGAAUUAGAGCUAGCCUUGUGGAUGGUGGGGAAAUACGGGGGGCAGGAAACACAUGGAUUUGUCCAGAGGGUGAGGUGGAUGAUACAGCUAUAGAUGUUAAUUUCUCUGGAAAUUUGUCCUUCGACAAGAUCGUGCAACGAUAUAUACCAGGUGAUCUUCAUCUAAUGCCACUCAAAUUAGGUGAUUUAAGUGGAGAAACAAAAGUUUCUGGAUCACUUUUGAGACCGAGGUUUGAUAUCAAGUGGACUGCACCACAAGCUGAAGGGUCGUUGAGUGAUGCUCGGGGAGAUAUGGUGAUUUCACAUGAUUAUCUAACCAUAGGCUCUUCAUCUGUUGCUUUUGAUUUGUUUACAAAAAUUCAAACUUCAUAUCCUGAGGAAUACUUGCUAAACAAAAAUGAGUUUUAUGAGAAGGGCACCUGGCCAUUUACUGUUGAAGGAGUUGAGUUGGACAUGCGUAUGCGUGGAUUUGAGUUUUUCAGCUUGGUAUCUUCUUAUCCUUUUGAUUCACCACGACCUACACAUUUGAAAGCAACUGGAAAAAUCAAAUUUCACGGGAAGGUUUUUAAGCCUUGUAUUACUAGUGGGCAAGAUUUUAGUCCUGACAAGAAUACACAAGACAUGCAAAGGAUAGAUGAUGGAAGUUUGCAGAGUCUUGUUGGUGAUAUUUCAGUUUCAGGGCUCAGACUAAAUCAGCUAAUGCUGGCACCUCAGUUGGCUGGACAGUUGAGCAUUUCACGUGAUACAAUCAAGUUGGAGGCCACCGGUAGGCCAGAUGAAAGUCUUGCAGUGGAGGUUGUACGACCGUUGCAACAUAGCUUUAUAGAGAACUCACAGAAUGGAAAAUCAUUUUCCUUUUCCCUUCAAAAGGGGCAACUAAGAGCUAAUGUUUGUUUCCGUCCACAACAUUCUACUUCGCUUGAGGUACGCCAUUUGCCACUUGAUGAAUUGGAGCUUGCCUCACUUAGGGGAACAAUACAAAGGGCAGAAAUUCAACUUAAUUUCCAGAAAAGAAGGGGUCAUGGCAUGUUAUCUGUGCUUCGGCCAAAAUUCAGUGGUUUACUUGGUGAAGCCCUUGAUUUGGCUGCUAGGUGGAGUGGUGACGUUAUCACUCUAGAAAAAGCUAUUUUGGAACAAAUAAAUAGCCAUUAUGAGCUUCAAGGUGAAUAUGUGUUGCCUGGCACCAGAGAUCGUAAACUUGCUGGGAAGGGAAGAGGGGAUGGUUUGUUCAAAAGAGCAAUGACUGGGCAUCUUGGUAGUGUCAUAUCUUCUAUGGGAAGGUGGAGAAUGAGACUUGAAGUUCCAAGAGCUGAGGUUGCUGAGAUGCUUCCACUUGCAAGACUCCUAUCUCGAAGCACUGAUCCAGCUGUUCGAUCUAGAUCAAAGGAUCUUUUCAUUCAAAGUUUGCAAUCAGUGGGGUUAUGUGCUGAGAAUCUACAAGACUUGCUUGAGGUAAUACAAGGCCAUUACGCUCCCUCAAAUGAAGUUAUUCUUGAAGACGUAAGUCUUCCAGGUUUAGCUGAACUUAAGGGCCGCUGGCGUGGUUCUCUUGAUGCAAGUGGUGGAGGCAAUGGCGACACAAUAGCAGAUUUUGACUUUCAUGGAGAGGACUGGGAGUGGGGAAGCUACAAGACUCAACGUGUUCUGGCAGUAGGUGCAUACAGCAAUGAUGAUGGUUUGCACCUUGAGAAAAUUUUUAUCCAAAAGGAUGAUGCAACAAUCCAUGCUGAUGGCACCUUGUUGGGGUCAAAAACCAAUCUUCAUUUUGCUGUUCUGAAUUUCCCUGUUAGCCUGGUCCCUACUUUGGUUCAGGUCAUUGAAUCCUCUGCUAAUGAGGCUGUCCAUUCUUUGCGACAGUUAUUAGCACCAAUUAGGGGUAUAUUGUACAUGGAAGGAGAUCUUAGAGGAAGUCUUGCAAAACCAGAAUGUGAUGUGCAAGUUCGCCUUCUAGAUGGUGCCGUAGGGGGUAUUGUUCUUGGCCGAGCUGAAAUUGUUGCUUCCUUAACCUCAAGCAGCCGUUUUCUUUUCAAUGCCAAAUUUGAACCAUUUGUCCAAAAUGGCCAUGUACACAUACAAGGAAGUGUUCCUGUCAUUUUUGUCCAAAAUAACAUUUAUGAGGAAGAAGAUACGGAAAUAGAUAAAAAUGGUGCAGCUUGGGUCCCUGGUUGGGCAAAGGAAAAAGGUAAAGGUUCAGAUGAUGAAGCCAGUGAAAAGAAAACUUUUAGAGAGAGAACUGAAGAAGGUUGGAACACUCAGCUAGCAGAAAGCCUUAAAGGUUUAAACUGGAACAUCUUAGAUGUAGGAGAAGUGAGAAUUGAUGCUGAUAUCAAGGAUGGUGGUAUGAUGUUGUUGACAGCUUUAUCUCCUUAUGCAAACUGGCUUCAUGGCAAUGCUGAUAUCAUGCUUCAGGUCCGAGGAACAGUUGAGCAGCCUGUGCUUGAUGGAUCUGCAUCAUUUCACCGAGCAUCUAUAUACUCACCAGUACUCCCAAAACCACUUACCAAUGUUGGUGGAACUGUACAUGUGAAAUCAAAUAAGUUGUGUGUCACUUCAUUGGAAAGCAGAGUAAGCAGAAGGGGAAAGCUGUUUAUAAAAGGCAAUCUGCCCCUUAGAAGAAGUGAAGCAUCACUAGGUGAUAAGAUUGACUUGAAAUGUGAAGGUUUGGAAGUACGGGCAAAGAACAUUCUAAGUGGUCAGGUUGACACUCAGAUUCAGAUAACUGGUUCCAUAUUGCAGCCAAACAUUUCUGGAAAUAUAAAAUUAAGCCAUGGGGAAGCAUAUCUGCCACAUGAUAAGGGUAGUGGAGUUGCUCCUUUUAAUAGACUUGCACCAAAUCAGCCCAGGGUUCCAGGUGCUGGUGUCAAGCGGGCAGUUGCUUCUAGAUAUGUUUCAAGGUUUUUCAGUUCAGAACCUGCUACUUCAAGGACUGAACUUCCUCAACCCUCUGUCAAAUCAGCUGAAGUUGAGAAGGAAAUGGAGCAAGUCAACAUUAAACCAAGUGUAGAUAUCCGUCUUAGUGAUUUGAAGCUUGUUUUAGGACCAGAGUUGAGGAUAGUUUAUCCUUUGAUACUUAACUUUGCUGUUAGUGGGGAGCUUGAGUUGAAUGGGCCAGCGCAUCCCAAAUCAAUUAAACCUAAAGGCAUUUUAACAUUUGAGAAUGGUGAUGUGAAUCUAGUUGCAACUCAGGUUAGGCUUAAGCGUGAGCACCUAAACAUAGCAAAAUUUGAGCCUGAGCAUGGGUUAGAUCCAUUGCUAGACUUAGCAUUGGUGGGGUCAGAAUGGCAAUUUAGGAUUCAAAGUAGAGCCAGCAACUGGCAGGACAAAUUGGUAGUGACCUCAACACGUUCUGUGGAACAGGAUGGCCUCUCACCUACUGAGGCUGCUAGAGUAUUUGAGAGCCAAUUGGCAGAAUCCAUACUGGAAGGUGAUGGCCAACUUGCAUUCAAAAAGCUUGCAACGGCAACGCUUGAGACACUGAUGCCAAGGAUUGAAGGAAAGGGAGAGUUUGGUCAGGCUAGGUGGAGGCUAGUGUAUGCCCCACAAAUCCCUAGUUUGCUCUCUGUUGAUCCUACAGUGGAUCCUCUCAAGUCUCUGGCCAGUAAUAUAUCAUUUGGUACAGAAGUUGAAGUUCAACUUGGGAAACGUCUUCAGGCCUCCAUAGUAAGGCAGAUGAAAGACUCAGAGAUGGCGAUGCAGUGGACCUUAAUCUACCAACUUACAAGCCGCUUGCGAGUGCUCCUACAGUCCGCUCCUUCCAAACGCCUCCUCUUCGAAUAUUCUGCUACAUCACAAGACUAGCCUCUUAUUUGCAGUUUUGCACUCUUCAAGCUUAAACUUGCGUUUACACAGUCAGCUUUUGCUGGAAUACCAUCUCCAAUUAGUCGCCUUCAGGUUGAAAUUAUGGUUUUUUCACAAGAAACGGUUCCUUUUCUCCUUGCUAAUGCAACCUCGCUAGCCUCGAAGGUAAAAGCUGCAGGAGAGAGGAAAAGGGUUAAGAUUUCUACAAAUGUAUAUUAUUCUUUGCUCAGAAAUGAAUGAGCUUGUUUAUAUGUUAGGAUGCUUCUGUUUUAACAUCAAAAUUCAAAGGAAAUCAAUGGUAGUCAUGCAAUUUUUUUACCAAUGUUGGUUAAACAAUCUCAACAUUUUCCGGAAAAUAAUAUGAUGGUCACGAA